AUGCCUACAGCCCUCAAAGCCACCAGCGUCGGCUGGCUGCUGAUCUCCGUCGGACACGUGCGACAGCUCGGCGCCAAAGAAUGGCAAUCUUCCCCGCAAUUCCGCGCCUUGCCGGCUAACGCCGACACCUGUGCCCGGGUCGGCUGGUACCAGGGGAGCGCCUUUUUCCUGGUGAACGCAUUGCUCAACUACAACUGGUCCCAAGCUCCAGAGCAGCUCAAAAACCCAAUCAACAAGAUCGCUGCUGUCAUCAUGGCCGCUUCCAUGCUGGGGAGCUCAGUGGGGUACUUCAAGGGUGGCGUCAGCAAGAAUGGAGCUGUUGUCGCCAUUAUGGGGCUCUUGCAGGCUUAUGCUGCUUUGAGGGAUGCUCAGCAACCUUUCCGAAGGGCGCAAUCUAUCAAUAAUGGUCCAACUGCGUUAUUAGCAGCGUACCUCGGUGAUGCUGCCGCUGCAGUCGAGCAUCAUGGUAUUGAUAUUUAUGUUUUCAGGCUCGCUAUCGGUGGUAUUUCUUAUAUUAGAGCUCGUCCCAAGCACUGUGACCGGCCGGAUGCACUGAGAGCAAGAAAUUUAUGA
This is a messenger RNA of Aspergillus nidulans FGSC A4, 573 nucleotides long. RefSeq lists its product as uncharacterized. The coding region runs from base 1 to 573 and encodes 190 amino acids. The transcript is spliced from 5 exons. Lineage: Eukaryota; Fungi; Ascomycota; Eurotiomycetes; Eurotiales; Aspergillaceae. The record is from RefSeq and is a predicted model, not a curated record.